AUGACGGAGAAACCAGCGAGGAGGAGGGAGAGCGGGAGGAUCGCGAGCAACUCCAAGACGGCAGAGAUCCCUUCGAUUCGAUUCCGCGACCUUGGGGGCAUUGAGAGUAUCCUCCAGCAGGUGCGGGAGCUAGUCGAGUACCCCCUCGCUCACCCGGAGAUCUAUGCGCAUCUUGGGGUGGAGCCGCCCCGUGGGGUCCUCCUCCAUGGGCCUCCUGGCAGCGGCAAGUCCAUGCUGGCGGGGGCGCUGGCGGCAGAGAUGCACGAGUGUGGAGUGACUUACUUCAAGAUCUCCGCGCCCGAGGUCGUGUCGGGCAUGUCAGCAGGAGAGUCGGAGGAGACGAUCAGGGACUUGUUCAACUCGGCCAAGGCUGCUGCCCCUGCCCUGAUCUUCAUCGACGAGAUCGACGCCAUCACCCCAAAGCGCGAAAAUGCGCAGCGAGAGAUGGAGCGAAGGAUCGUGGCGCAGCUUCUGACAUGCAUGGACGAUCUUGGAACGCAUGCCUCCUCCAGCGACAUCCCCAAGACCGUCAUCGUGAUCGGAGCGACAAACCGGCCGGACGCGCUCGACUCAGCUCUGAGGAGAGCAGGACGAUUCGACCGGGAGAUCUGUAUGGGGGUGCCUGAUGAACCAGCUCGCCUCUCCAUCCUCCGCGUCCUCACUUCAAGACUCCGUCUGUCAGGGGACUUCAACCUUGAGGAGAUUGCUCGUCGUACCCCCGGCUACGUGGGAGCGGAUCUUGCGGCUCUGAGCAAGGAGGCAGCAGCGAUCGCAAUCAACCGGAUCUUUCAGACUGUUCUGGUGCCCCGUGAGCCGAUGAACAAUGCUGAGCGCGCCAAGGAAGAGGAAGGGAAGGAGGAGAAGGAGGGAGGAGGAGAUGGAGAAGGAGGGGCAGCUGGCGAGGCGAGCGAGAUGAGCGGGGCAAACAAGCUGCUGAACAAGUUCACUCCGUUGACGAGCGAGGAGUUGGAGCCUCUUGCGUUGACCAUGAGCGACUUUGAGAAGGCGGUGGAGCGUGUGCAGCCUUCAGCUAAGAGAGAAGGAUUCGCGACUGUCCCUGACGUGACGUGGGAGGACGUGGGCUCGCUGGGAGAAGUGAGAGAGGAGCUAGAGCUAUCUAUCUGCGAGCCCAUCCUCCACCCCCAGAAGUUCUCUCUCCUGGGUCUCAGUGCUCCCACGGGCGUCCUGCUCUACGGCCCGCCCGGGUGCGGGAAGACGCUGGUGGCCAAGGCGGUCGCGCGAGAAAGCGGCGCCAACUUCAUCUCAGUGAAGGGACCUGAGCUCCUCAACAAGUUUGUCGGGGAGUCGGAGCGAGCUGUUCGUCAGCUGUUCCAACGGGCGUCAGCGUCAGCGCCUUGUGUUGUCUUCUUCGACGAGCUUGACGCGCUCUGCCCCAAGAGAGGAGGCGAGGGGGGGGUGGCUAGUGAGCGGGUGGUGAACCAGCUGCUAACGGAGAUGGACGGGCUGAACGCAAGGAGGAGCGUCUUUGUGAUCGCUGCUACCAACAGGCCAGACAUGAUCGACGCCGCCAUGCUGCGACCCGGCAGGCUCGACAAGCUGCUCUACGUGCGGCUCCCCAAACACCCUGAGAGGCUGGCGAUCCUCCGCACCAUUGCGCGCAAGAUGCCGAUCGACGAGACGGUGAAGCUGGACGAGGUGGCCAAGGACAGGAGGACGGAAGGAUUCAGUGGGGCUGACCUCGCUGCUCUGCUCCGUGAGGCUGCCAUGAGCGCGCUGCGAGAGGACCUGGAGAAAGAGAGGAGGGAGGGGAGGAAGGGGAAGGAGGGGAAGGAGGAGGCCGCAAGCGAGAGCAGGCUCAGUGUUCAGCAGAAGCACAUCGAACGCGCGUUGAGCUGCGUGCUGCCCUCCGUGUCUCCCAAGGACGAGCAGCGGUACGAGCUCAUGGCCUCGAGGCUCCGCCAGUCCCGCGCGCACGUCAACGCGGAGGGGGAGGAGGCGAAGUCGUAG
Molecule: messenger RNA, 1968 nt
Organism: Guillardia theta CCMP2712
Lineage: Eukaryota; Cryptophyceae; Pyrenomonadales; Geminigeraceae
Exons: 8
Coding region: 1-1968 (655 amino acids)
Biological process (GO): ribosome biogenesis
Cellular component (GO): nucleus
Molecular function (GO): ATP binding; ATP hydrolysis activity; RNA binding
Source: RefSeq, a predicted model, not a curated record